AUGGAGGAUCCUCAUACGCGGUACAGCAAACGCCUGCGUACCGGUACGCGUCGGCGGUACCAGGAUGACGGAAUCUCGGAUGACGAAAUCGAAGGGAGACGAAUGUUUGACCUGGAUGAAAAGUUGCAGUGUAGCAGGUUUGGCUCUGAAUUGGUCAAACACAUGGAGGGAAAAGACUUCACAUUUGAAUAUAUCCAGCGCGAAGGGCUUCGGGAUCCCAUCAUCUUUGAAAAAGAUGAAGGCCUUGGAAUACAAAUGCCAGACUCUGAUUUUAGCGUGAGUGAUGUAAAGGUCUUUGUUGGCAGUCGGCGCAUCGUUGAUGUGAUGGAUGUCAACACCCAGAAGGGCAUCGAGAUGUCAAUGGCGCAGUGGCGGCGCUACUACGAGACGCCGCCAUCUGAAAGAGAAAAACUUUACAAUGUUAUCAGCUUGGAGUUCAGCCACACCAGACUGGAGAAUCUAGUUCAGCGACCGGCUUCAGUGGACCUGAUUGACUGGGUAGACAAUAUGUGGCCCCGGCACCUUAAGGAGCGACAAAGAGACUCAACUAACGCCAUCAUUGACAUGCACUAUCCCAAAGUACAGAAAUACUGUCUAAUGAGUGUUCAGGGCUGCUUCACAGAUUUCCAUAUCGACUUUGGAGGCACUUCAGUGUGGUACCACAUCCUCCGAGGUGGAAAGGUGUUUUGGUUAAUUCCACCUAGUCCUCAGAACCUGGAGAUGUAUGAGAACUGGGUUCUAUCAGGAAAACAGGGAGACAUAUUCUUGGGUGACAAGUGUCAUGACUGCCAGAGAAUUGAGCUCAAGCAGGGCAACACCUUCAUGAUUCCUUCAGGGUGGAUCCAUGCUGUGUACACACCCGAGGACACCCUAGUGUUUGGAGGCAAUUUUCUUCACAGCUUUAAUAUUCCCAUGCAGCUCAACAUCUACAGUAUUGAAGAUCGCACUCGGGUCCCAGCGAAGUUUCGCUACCCAUUUUACUAUGAGAUGUGCUGGUAUGUCCUGGAGCGAUACCUCUACUGCCUGACAAACAUCUCACACCUCACCCCUGAGUUCCAAAAGUACUCCCUUGGCAUAGGGCUGACACAAGCAGAUCUCAGGAUAAAUAACAAUACAGGCAAUGGUACCACUAAUGGUGUUGACUGUGAUGUUGAAAUAAAAUCAAAGGAAUCUGAAGAUGAAGAAAUCCAAAUGGACGGAAACGAUCACAUAAUCAAACCACAGCAUAUAUUGACCCCUUUUGAACUUGAGGGGCUGUGGAACCUUGUAGGGAAGCUGGAGGAAUUGCCUGCAAACAAGAAGUGCAUUCCUUCUGGGAUCGAGAAUGCUGAAGCCUUACUCGAAGAUAUGAGAGCUGUACUUAAAGAGCACGUAACUGAUAGCCCCAAGCUGUCCUACACUGGGGAACCCAUUGUCAAGUGGCCCAAAAGACCAUCAUGGUACCGACCCCCGUCACCUCCACCAGCGCCACCUUGCCGGCCCCGAUUGGCUAAUCCCUUACACAAGCAUUCCAGCCAGAGAUCCAACAAAUGCUCGCGCAUCUCUGCUUUGAGGCGGCGGCGUGUGCGGUGCAAGACUUGUGCCGGGUGCCGCAGGAAAGAAUGUGGCGACUGCCAAUUCUGUCUUGACAUGAGGAAGUUUGGUGGGCCUGGAAGAAUGAAAAAGGGCUGCGUCUUGAGACAGUGUCUCAUGCCUGCUUUGCCAAAUACAGCCCGGUGUGCCAUCUGUGAAGAAGGGGAACCAGAAGACUCACAUCCAAGCACUCACACACUAAUGGAGUGCUCUGUUUGCUCACGGAUAACACAUCGGCGAUGCAUGAAGGAUCCUGGCGAGGGGAAAAUGAAUACCGAUUUACCGAGCUGCUGGGAAUGUCCUAGGUGUUACAACAGCAAAGGAUCAGCAUCAGAAUCUUCUAGUGAGGAGGAAAGUGAAGCAUCAGAGAGCUCAACAUCAUUGCCCCCGACCAAACCUGCAUAUCGAGAAGGUAUCGGCGUAGGACAAAAGCUGUUGCGGGGCCGACGUGGCAGACCAUCAGGACCCACGUCCCGACCCACAGCCCCGCCACCCUCUCAGAAACUGCUACUACAGCAUCGACAAAACCGCAAAAGAGCUAGUCUACUAGAGAUUCGACUCAAGAAAAGGAUAAAACUAGAGCGCAGCAAAAUUCUUGCACAAAAACAAGCAAUGGAGCGUGCCAAGUUGCAGUCUCGCCUGCGCUCUCCAGUGAGCACACUAUCUCAGGGCAGAGGUCGGGGCACCUCGUGGCCAAGUGGCUCCUCUCUCGGAAUCUCUUCCAGACUGACUGGACCCCCUCAGCAACAGUCUUCUACCAGGCUGACCUUUGAACCCAAGGGAGAGGCCCACAGAGGGCGGGGCAGAGGGGUGAGGCUUCGUGGAGGAGGAGCUGGUAGAGGAACGACAGGUGGUAGGUAUCAUCAGGGGUUAGAAGAAGAGAGCGAGGACAGUAGCAGCAGCAGCACCAACAGUAGCUCCUCUGAUGAAGAGGAAGAGGAGAGGGUGCAAAAUGGUGGGCGAGCGGGCGAUAAAGAGAACCUGCCACAGUGUAGGCAAGGAGGUCGAGCAGCCAAAGACAGAGAAGAGGAAGAGCAGCGAGACACCAAACAAAAUGGUGCAGAGUGUGAUGGCAAUGAGAUGGAGCAGGACACUGAUGGAUCAUUGGUUAAAGUGACACUCCAAAGACCAACCAAGGACAAACAGGCGCCUACAGCCAUUGUCCCUAAACUUGAGGCAAUCACUCCUCAAUCAGCCGCCUCGUCAACACACAACCCUAACAAAACCCUCAUAAGGCCGCCUAUCAGAAACACCAACAAACAUUCCAGCAGGCACGUGCCAGCAAUCACUCGCAGUGGACACACUCGCACCUCCCACCACUCAGAGGGGCACGGUGUCACCAAAAGAAAAAAGUCAAGCAGCACAGCCAAGCUGAGCAAUGGUGCUUCCUCGUCUUCAUCCUCUGAGCGUCCACACCAUCGCAUCCCUUUGUCAGCCUUACAGAAAGGAGGGGGCAAAGUUGACAGGGAGGGCAUUGGGAGUGGGCCGGACUGUGAGAGGGAAGUGUGGGUGUCUGUCUUCCGCUACUUGAGUCGAGCAGAUCUCUGUGUGUGUAUGGCAGUCUGCAAAAACUGGUACAAAUGGUGUCUUGAUAAGCGGCUUUGGACGCAAAUUGACCUGAGUAUCAAACGCACUGUUACGCCCCAAGCACUAACAGGAAUUAUAAAGAGGCAACCAUCUUCACUCAAUCUUUCCUGGACCAACAUCUCCAAAAAACAGCUAAGCUGGCUUGUUGGCCGCCUUCCGGGUCUGAAAGAUCUGAUGCUGGCAGGUUGUUCCUGGACGUCGAUUUCUGCGCUCUGUUCCUCUGCUAGUCCUCUCCUCCGCUCUUUGGAUGUGCGGUAUGCAGAUGGGGUCAAAGAUGCACAGAUCAGGGAUUUGGUCACUCCUCCAGGUUGCGACAACCGCAGUCAUUUGAGGGCUAUGCAGUGUUUGCGACUUGCUGGUUUGGACAUCAGCGACUCCACCCUACGUCUGGUGAUCCGCCACAUGCCCCACUUGACGAAACUGGACCUUUCUCACUGCAACAGCCUCACAGACCACUCCAUCAACCUGCUGACCGCGGUGGGUUCGUCCACCCGGAAUACGCUAACAGAACUCAACUUGUGUGGGAGCAGUAAGCUGACAGACACAUGUCUGAAGUAUCUCCGCCGCCUGUCUUGUAUAUCGCUACUCGACCUGCGAGGCUGUAAAGGAGUUUCCCGCAAAGCAUGCGAAUCCUUUAUCUCAGAGUUAUCCGUCAACACGCUUUACUGCCUGUCGGAUGAAAAACUGAUCCAGAGGAUAUCCUAA
This is a messenger RNA of Nerophis lumbriciformis (worm pipefish), 3864 nucleotides long. The record is from RefSeq and is a predicted model, not a curated record. NCBI's taxonomy places the organism in Eukaryota, Metazoa, Chordata, Actinopteri, Syngnathiformes, Syngnathidae.